Antechinus flavipes (yellow-footed antechinus) is the source of this 983-nucleotide messenger RNA. RefSeq names its product glutathione S-transferase kappa 1-like. The transcript is spliced from 8 exons. The record is from RefSeq and is a predicted model, not a curated record. Gene Ontology annotation, cellular component: peroxisome; mitochondrion. Gene Ontology annotation, biological process: glutathione metabolic process. The coding region runs from base 11 to 730 and encodes 239 amino acids. Gene Ontology annotation, molecular function: glutathione peroxidase activity; glutathione transferase activity. NCBI's taxonomy places the organism in Eukaryota, Metazoa, Chordata, Mammalia, Dasyuromorphia, Dasyuridae.
AGUCGCCACCAUGGCGGGCCUGCGGAGGAAGCUGGAAUUCUUCUACGAUUUGUUGUCCCCUUAUUGUUGGCUAAGCUUCGAGGUCCUGUGUCGAUAUCGGAACAUCUGGAACAUAAACCUGCAGCUGCGCCCAACUUUCCUAGCAGGGAUAAUGAAGGACACUAAUGUGGAGGAAUACAUGAAGGACAUUGGGAACCUAUGGCCUUUACUUGCACCUCAAAAAAAUAAAUACCUGAGUAAGGAACUCCAGUACAUGGCGAAGUUUUACCAAGUUCCCCUUGUGAUUCCCAAGGAUCUUCGAGGAGUGAUCAUAGAUAAAGGGAGCCUGGAUGCCAUGCGAUUCCUCUGUUCUGUCGAAAUGGAGAACCCUGAGAUGUUGGAGAAAGUGUCUAGAGAGCUGUGGAUGCGCAUCUGGUCACAGGAUGAAGAUAUCACGGAACCCAAGAGCAUCCUGAUUGCUGCAGAGAAAGCAGGAUUUUCUGAAGAACAAGCUGAAUUUCUUCUGAAAAAGUGUUCAACUGAAGAGGUGAAGAAGAAGCUAAGGGACACUACAACUGCAGCCUGUAGACAUGGGGCCUUUGGGCUACCCACCAUAGUGUUCAACGUGAAUAAAAAAUCCCAAAUGCUUUUUGGUUCUGACAAGCUGGAGCUGCUGGCCCACCUAAUAGGGGAACAGUGGCUGGGCCCAGUGCCCAAAACUGUGAAAGGCAAACAAACUCUCAGAAAAUGAAUAGAAGGAGAAGCUGCCCAACGCUAGCAGUCAGGCCCUUCCUCCCCACAAUGCUCCCUUCAUGGACUCCAGUAUGCUAGGGUUCUUCAAUCCCAUAUUCUCAUGUUUGUGAGAAAAAGGUAUGGUAUUCUGAACCUACAACCCUGAGAUUGCCCUAUUCCUUUUGCUCACAAGUGCCUUAAGUAGGGCUACAACCUUCACUGUUACAACAAAAUAAAUUCCCCAGUGGGGAAGAGCUUUGUGUUUUCACUAA